This is a messenger RNA of Eremomyces bilateralis CBS 781.70, 754 nucleotides long. RefSeq lists its product as uncharacterized. The coding region runs from base 112 to 594 and encodes 160 amino acids. NCBI's taxonomy places the organism in Eukaryota, Fungi, Ascomycota, Dothideomycetes, Eremomycetales, Eremomycetaceae. The transcript has 3 exons. The record is from RefSeq and is a predicted model, not a curated record.
GCGCCCAGCCGGAUAUUCACUGGACGCGAGGAUGUACUAAAGACCCUAGAAGUCUUCUUCUCAGAGAGACCAAAUGGCUCAAGUCCAAGAAGGGAAUUCUUACUAUAUGGAAUGGGAGGGGUCGGGAAAACGCAAAUUGCUUUGCAGUUCUCGCAGACAUACCAAUCUAGAUUCAGGCGCAUCUUCUGGAUUGAUGCGACCAGCAGAUCUACGGCCGAACAAAGCCAUAGAGGUAUCGCAGCCGAGAACAGUUUAGGGGAUCCGCAGAAUCGUGACCACAUUGGUCAAGUACUGCGGUGGUUGUCGGCUCUAAGCCAAGAAUGGCUUCUUCUCUUCGAUAACUUCCCGAGCAACGAAGAUCUAGCCGAUCUGAUGCCUAGUGACGAGUGCGGCAACAUUCUAUAUACAAGCAGAGAUCCCUCUCUUGGUCACUCUCUUCCUUCUGAAGCUAUUUCGGCGAUCAUCGAGAUGGAAAGAGAGGACGCUAUAACAUUGCUCCUACGAGCUUCAAGAGUUGGCCAAAGGGAAAUAGACGGGAAUCUACGCCAAAAGGCCUACCCGAUUUUAAAUGCGCUAGCCACCGAGAGCAAAUGAUGAGUGAUCGCACUUUCAAAGGCUCAUCACGAUACAAUCAAGCCGUGUAUACAGCCUAGGACAUCUCGUAUAAUACUUUAGAGAGUAUUGCGAAAGAUGGUGGUUAGCAAUCUGAAAAUGCAAGAGCUAGGCUAGCGCUCCUAGAUCUCUUUGCGUUCUU